Messenger RNA from Leptidea sinapis, 6484 nucleotides. RefSeq lists its product as uncharacterized. Gene Ontology annotation, biological process: signal transduction. The transcript is spliced from 8 exons. Gene Ontology annotation, molecular function: protein binding; guanyl-nucleotide exchange factor activity. The coding region runs from base 205 to 3657 and encodes 1150 amino acids. Gene Ontology annotation, cellular component: nucleus; plasma membrane. The record is from RefSeq and is a predicted model, not a curated record. NCBI's taxonomy places the organism in Eukaryota, Metazoa, Arthropoda, Insecta, Lepidoptera, Pieridae.
GAAAGCACGUGUUUCGUGUUUUUGAAUUGCGAAUAAGUUUUAGAUUUUAUUUUUAAAUUUUAUUAGACCUAAGUGUUACAAUUUGUUUGCCUUACAUUUCAUUGAAUGUGGAAAUGUGCUGUGAAAUUGGAUUUUCGAUACUGGACUAUUUUGUGCAGUGUAUAGGAUUCGAUUCUUAAGACGGGACAUCUGUUUCGAUAUAAAAUGUUGAAGUGGGCAGUUUAUGGUAAGAAAACUCAAGAUACAUCCGAAAAUGAACAGGAAGAAUCGAACGUUAGGUCAAACAAACCUUAUGAUGACCCAAUCCGACGAUCCUUAGAUGCCCAAACAGUCAAAAAAAGUAAAAAACCAAGCCGAUACCAGAGAAGGUCUUUAGGAGCUGCUACUAGAAAAAAUAACAUUAACAAAGUAGAUAAGGAAAAUAUUAACUACAUAGGUAAUACGCCCAAUUACUUUAGGGAAGGUUUUAAGAAACCAGAAAGCAAUAUAUUGAAAGACGUUAGUAAUAUGACACCUACGUCUAUAACACCAAAGUUUGAAAGGAAGAAGUUUUAUGCUGAAGAGAACGAAGACAUACCUCCAGACUUACCACCGACACCUCCAACGUACAGCAGAAGAGUUCGGGAAGCCAAAAAACGUAAAUUGGAAAUGACACUUUCAAAUGCUGAAGUAUUCACAAGAAAUAGUAUUGCAUAUAAAUCGGAAAGAAGAAUAAAAAAUUUUGAUCACAGUCUUACUCAUUCUAAAAGUCACAGUACAUCUGAGCCGUCUCUUAAUGACCUAACAGAUAGAUUAAGUUCUGCUGCUGGCAGUAAUAAUAGCUCACUUUCAAUAACCAAACAAAUCAACAACAAGAGAACUAUAUCUACUACAAAAGUUGUCAGUGAAGGAUUAGUCGAAAUAGAAUAUGAUGAAAAUUUAGUCAUAAAUUGUAUAGAAAAACCCUUAGAUGAGAAAAAUAGAUUGGAAAAAUCUACUUUGCCCAUCUUUGGGCAUCGAAUAUUUACAGACUGCCCUUUAUACUUCAAUAAAAGUGAAAAUGAAAUUCGCAAUAUUAGAUCCUUAAAAAGAACACGGAAAAAGUCUAAUGACUUUGAGAGUUCUUUCAAAUCUCCAUCAAUAGAUAAGAAAGAUAUUCAUACACUAGUGAGAGAUGGGUGCUCUCCAGUGUCGGUAACACCAUUAUCUAUAAAAUUAGCUGCACUGCGAUUCAGUACCAUGACUCCUCGCAGAAACAUAAGGAAGACAGAAGUUCUCCCGGAUUCAGAAGAUAUUGAAUACUUCCCAAAAGUGGAACCUUUUUCAAUUUCAUUGAAAGAUGAAGAGAGUUCAGCUGAAAUGGAAACUAAAUUUAUAUUAGGAAAAGAUUCAUUAAAUAGUGUCUCUGAGUCAACAGUUUCUACAACUCAGAUGGGUGAUAUCACUCUUGAAAGAAUGAUUGAAGAUAUAAUUAAAAGCACGAAAAUAGUAAAAUCCAAAAGAAGAAUUUUGCGAAAUUCAUCACAUAAUAAUAUAGGUGAAGAUGCAGUUCCAACCAUUGAGUUGGUAAAAGACCUUUUUGUUAAACCACAAACAAAAACUAAUUUAAUAAAGGAGGCCAAAUGCAUCAGUAUUUCUAGGGAAAACUCACUUUCUCCAAAAACAACGCCAACCAAAAAGAUGAUCCCUAAGCACAAAAUUAGCGACAAGCUUUUAAAGAAUGUCCCGAUUGGGGGUUUCAUUUUAGACGAUGGAGACGGUUAUAACGAAAGAGAAGUUAAAACACCGGAAAAUUACAUAUCGAAAUCAGACCAAUCUAAAACAAACCACAUUGAUAUACCAAGUAACUUAUCAAGAUCUUCUUCUAUGAUCUCUCGUUCAGAAACUAAAAAUCUUGACGAAACAUCAUCAAAAUCUACUCCAAACAUAUAUGCAGCAUUACACGAAAUUAGAAAUAACAGAUUAAAAAGACAAAAAUGUAUUCGUAGAAAAAAGUCCACCGUUAGUAAUGAGAGCCUCUGGAAGCAAAAACCAGAGACAAAUUCUCUGAGUACAGCUUACGAAGAAGCAUUUCCAAGUCCAGCAACUGCAAUAGAAAAACUUUCAUUAGCUGAACAAAAAUCUUCACCACUUUACGAAAUUAAUGCAACUGAAUCAAAAAACACUUCUAUUAUAUCUAAUGUAUCCCACAGCAGUCUAAAACCUUUUGAUGUAUUUUCAUCACACAAUAAACGCUCCAGAGAAUUAUUCGGCCUUACUCUGGAAAACGGAAUACCUAGUCCUAUCACCCCUCUACCAAACUUAAAACGAGCAAGUAAUGUACUAAGCGAAGAGAGAGCACAUAAAACAAGUAAACUUUAUGAAGAAAUGAUGCCAAAUGAUGUGGUUACCCCCGUCAUUGAGCAUAGAUCUUCUAGGCGUUGUCUAACAUACUCGCCAGAAGAAAGCAUAAAUAGUAGUGAAGAGAAACGAGGAAGUGUUGCGAGUAAUAGAUUAGAGCGAAGUGCAGAUAGGUUUUUAGCGAUGAAAGGAACGAUCGAUCUAGAAAUAUUUACCAGGAAUGACGUUAUUGACGUCCACGUUAUUCGAUGUCGGGAUUUACAAAGACCUUCGGGAAAGGUAGAUGAUAUCAACGCGUAUGCAAAGGUUGUCAUUGGUGGAAUGACGGAACAGCAAUUGCCAUCUCAACGCUCAAUAUUCCAGCGAACCUCAGUCCUCUACGGCAAGAGGGAGCCAGAGUUCCAGAGGCACCUCACACUUCCAAGACCUGCAAUCAUUUAUGACAAUCAGACUCUACACAUAUCUGUGUGGCAUCGAGAUAAAAAGUAUCGGCGGAGCGAGUUUCUAGGAUGUGUCUCGUUCCCGUUAAAAGAUGCAAUUAAGUCUGAUAUUUCUGGAACAUACUUUUUACAACAGGCCUCUGGCCGCAGCCAAAGUGCGCAGACGCACGACUCAUGUAACCGCGUGACUGAAGAUCGAAACAAAAUGGCGACUGACAAUACUGAAACUAGUACUAAUGAAGGGACGAAAGAAAGUUCUGAAAAAGCUGUCGCCAAUGGAACUGCACCCACCCAGGCUCAAGUAGUUGCAGCAUUGCAAAGAGAAGCCGACGAGCAUUUGUUUCUGCGAUACUUGGAGUUGGACCCACCAGAGGACCCUGCUGCUCCACGAAGAGCUCCGCGAAAUGGUCGAACCCCGUUCACAACUACUAGAAAGUUACUACGAGGAGCUGGUGGAGGUUUUGGCUUCACUGUUGUCUGGACAAGACCGCCGAAAAUCGAACGGGUGGCUGCCGGAGGCGUAGCUGAGCGAGCUGGACUCAGAGCUGGCGAUUACAUUGUAUUUGUGGGAAACAAAAAUGUUGUCACAGCAACUGAAGAUGAAGUACGGGCUCUUGUCCAAUCUGCAGGCCAAACGCUCUUGAUGGAGACAUUUAGACGAGUGCCACAAAACGGAGUAGGCGUUAGGUCUCGGAUGCAAGUUACUAUUCCAUCCAUACCAGACUCCACACCACCGCCUGCACCAAGAUCUCCUAGAACUGCUGCAUUAGCAUCACCAGCAACUGCAGCAAGACCACCAACAGCCUGCUCAUCCACCAGCCAGUCGAUAGACCGCCGCAAGUUACAUUUGCCUCAAGUAACAUUCUCCAAAGAGGUCGGUAAUGGUAUUAUAGUUUAAUUCUAUGUUAAUAAAUCUAAAAGAUAAGAUAACUCUUUAUUUUGAGAGAUACAACUCUAUGUUACAAAGUAUCAUAGAGUUAGUAAAAAUAAACUUAACAUUAUAAUGAAAACAUACUCUUUUGUGCUUGAAUUUUUAUUCUUACAAAAGUAGAAACAUCUAUAAUUUAAAAUACGAACACAUUGAAAUUAUAAUCUGUAUUAAUUCAAACACCACUUGUAUCAUAAUUAUUAUUAUAUAUGUUUUCUUUUGGGCUGUAGAUUAUUUACGUUAACAAAUCUACAUGAUUCUAUUUCUCUGUGUAUUGAGAGUUUAAACGGUUUUUGAUAUGCUAAAUUUAUAGGUCAAAUUCAAUCAUAUUUUUGUACAAAAUUUUAUUCUAGCCGUUCUAGUCAAGUGUGUUAUUAUCAAAAGUCGACUAGAAAUUGUUUUUGGAUAUGGUGCUAGAGUAGCGAAUAAAAAAUAAUAUGUUUUUUGUAAAAUAAUUUUUAUAACUUGAUUCACGACUUUUUAUAUUUGACUUUUGUACAACUUGUAAAUAUUAAUAUAACAGACAUGACAUUCCAUUAAAAUAAUUUGAUUAUAUUCUUGUAAGAUAGAUAAAGAUAGAUAGAUUUCUGGAUUCGAACCAAACCAAAUCUAUAACUUCUUUUGAAAUAUAUAUCUUUAUUUCAAUAGUGACUUGUACAGAUAGUUAUUUAUCGUGAAAGAAUAACAAACAUUACCUGAAAUGCGAUCAUAACAGGACAUUAUAAUGUCUCGAUCUGUAAGAUAACUGUAAGAAAAAAUCUGGUUUUUUGGUAUAACUUAGUGCUGUUUGGAACUAUCCUCUAUCAAUGAAACUUUAAGUACUGAACUAAGUGGAAUUAAUAGAUUACGGCCCAUGCCGGAUGCCCAUUUGGGUAAGGUAUAAGUUAUAACCGCCUCCCAACUCCUAUUGCAACAUCAGAGGUUAAACAAGACGACCUUUAAAAGAAUAAUUUACCCGAGAUCCUUAUAAAAGUCCGUUAAAGAACUUUGAAACAAAUACAUCGCCACUCGAAUUUAUAUUCAAACGUCAGUGCUUUUGAAACGCAACGCUUUUUGUCGAGUUAUUUAAAUAAAUAAAAAUGCACUAUUUUCAGCACUCGCGGGUAUUUCUUACUUUGAGUUUCAUCACCAUGCUUUUCAUGUGAAUGUGGUCAGGAAAAGAGAUUAAAAAUAAAGAGGAUGUAAAUACUACGUAAUAAGAGGCGGGGCUGCCUAAGUAAAAAUUGAAAUUUAGUUUAAUAUGAAACGUCAUUUGACACAAGUUUGAAAUAGUAGUAAUUACAGUAACACGAUUGGCCACUAAGUAUAAACCGGCUAAGUUUGAAAGCGAUCUCCUUUUUUCACAAGAUUAUAGCCGUCAUCUGUCAAUCUUUCAAUGACUGCAUACAAUCGAGUGAAUCGGUUUUUUCUUAGAGAGUUUCGCUAGGCUGUUGAAAAACGCUGACAUACGAUAAAAUUCGAGUUCCGAUUUAGGAAUAAUUUCACCGCUUUUUUAACGGACGUUGAAAAAGGUCUAAUGCGUAGAAGGCCUUAAGGUACUAUUGUCAUAUUAUCAAACAUAAUAUUAUAUAAUUAAAUAAGUUUUGUUUAUGAUCGCGCAAAUUAAAUAUAUAUUAGAAUUAUAUAGUACUAAUAACAUAAUAGGGGAACUGUACGUUUAAGAGUUUUUGUUUUUUUGUUUUUAUAUGUUUCGUUAUUAUUUAUUACUUAGGUUAUAUUGUAUGUACAAAUUAGGCUAUGAUUCAGUCUAUAAGCUUUUCAGUUUGCCUUGAAUUUAGUUAUGUAAAGUUUAUUUGGGCUUAAGUAGUUGAUAGUAAUAUUUUUUGUAAAAAAUGUAGCGAUGCACUUAAUUCAUAUUUAGGGGGAACAGUAAUAGUGAAAUGACAGUUAUUACUGAUUGGCUAACACGUUCUAAUGUACACGUUUAAGCUUAUACAAAAAAAGCCUAGUGAAUACAGAAAAAAAAGUCUCACUAAAUUGGUAUUGUUUUUUUUGCACGCAGUACUUCCGCGUGUAUGCGUAGAGAUAGCAAUAGUUCUUCAUUGUUGAGCAUAAGUGAAAAAGAAUGAUACUACACAAAUUAAAUUUGACAAACAUAAUUUUAUGAACGAUGCGGGAUUCGAACCCACGACCUCCGGCGUUCCGUGCCGGUGCUCUAACCAACUGAGCUAACCGUUCAACUCUCAUUUUGUAUUAAGUUUUAAGGAAUUGUAUAUCUAAGUGUUUGUUUUAUAUAGAUGUCCUAGAGUGUGACAAAAAGGAAGUGCGUUUAAGCAUAAUUGAGGGGGCACAAUAGACCCACGGAUAAGUGACUUAACCACAAAUAUAUUUAAACUAGUAGUUUACGUACAGAUAUUAAAUAUGUGCUAAAGUUGAACAUACAUAAGCCGCGCCAAUAGAGAAAAUAAUCUAAUUUGUUGACAAUUAUCAUUCUUCAUAGAUGAAGCCACAACCUGAGAGUUGAACAAAGCAUACAUCCAAGUAUUAAUCCCAGAAGUGAGGGUUAUCACUUUAAAAACAUAAGAAAUUGUAACAGUUUUUGCUUCCAAUAAAUAUGUAGUUUUUCUAUUUCUCAUCAUUUUGACACAUCUUUACGCCACUUACUACUAUAUUCUUUAACAAUAACUGCCUUUUAAACUAUUACUGUAACCCUGAAUUAUAAAUUAUGAUGCUUUUAAUUUUUAUUUUGUAUAAUUUGUUUGUUCUCUUUCUGUACUAUUUCUAGUGACUUCAUUUUUAUAAUGUUUUGUUCCUGUUAAUUUUAUUUCGUUUUUUUCAUUUAUGUUUUUUAUUGUAA